UCUCUCGCGAGAGGACUGCUGAACAUCCUUAAGAUUGUGUUAAUAACAUCGUCUCUCAGCCGAGCGGCAAGUAUUAGCGUCUGAACCUUCGGACUGAACGCGUAAACUCAACGAAAGUGAUCUGGCACCGGUGCGCGGUGGCAAAGCGAAAGGUUAUCAGUAUGGGGAUUCACAACCGAAUUCCCUUGUUGCUGCUGCUGCUGCUACUACUAUUGAGUGUACUCGCGGUGCGUAGCGAAAUUGCUCCAAAAUGUGGAAAACGACUAUUGAAUGUACAGGGCCUAAUAACGCAGGGAACGGAUGCCUAUCGGAGUGAAUAUCCUUGGCACGUGGCAAUCUUCAACUAUCGAGAGGUAAAAUCUACCAGCAUGUUCACGUACAUAUGCGGAGGAUCAAUCAUAUCACCCAACUUUGUGUUAUCAGCCGCCCACUGUGUAGUGAACAAUGAAAUACUUGAUCUGUGGAAAAAACCCGAACUGUUCUACUUCAGAGCGGGCGCGCACAAUAUCAAAAACGAAACCGACGGUUACAACUACAACGUGUCGGAGAUAAUAGUGCAUCCCAAGUACAACCAGGAAACGUACAACAACGACCUUGCAUUGCUUCGCACGAUCGGUGACAUAUCGUUCGAUGAUCCGUCAAAGGUGUUGCCGAUUUGUCUACCUCCAGUCAAAGCAGAUAGGGAUGCAACCAUACAGGAGCUAUUGGGCAAGAUAGGGUUUGUUGCCGGUUGGGGAACCACGGAGAAUGAAACAACAAGCCGGAUUUUACAAACGUUAAAGGUGAAUGCGCUCAGCAUGGACAGCUGCCGCAGCAAGGUGGAAGAGCAUAAUCACAAAGUAUUGGACCUGGAUGUGAUGUUUUGUGCGCGUGGCGAGAAGCCGGAUACGAACGUCUGCACUGGUGAUAGUGGUGGCGGUUUAGUUUACUUCAAGAAUGAGGUUGCACACCUCCGUGGAAUUGUAAGCUUUGCUCCACGUAAACAGUUCCCCAACGGUAUUACGGGCUGUGAUCCGAACGGCGCCGUUGGCUACACCGAUGUUGCACGCUACAUCGAUUGGAUCGCAGAGCAACAGAAGCAUGUCACGCUGCGAAACUUACUGAACGAAGCAAAUUGCGGUAUCGAUCCGCACGAAAACACGGCGAACGAAACGGAAAAACCUAUAUUCAACCAAUACCCGUGGAAUGCAUUGCUGGAAGUGUACCGGGAUACUGAUAAACAGACGCCCAUAUUCCUUUGCGGUGGCGUGUUAAUACAUAAACGGUUCGUGUUGACGGUUGGCCAUUGCGUAACGGGCAUUCCGAAAUACUACAAACUGAAAUCCGUGCGGUUGGGAGAAUUCAAAUUGUUCUCCCCGGAAGACACGGUGGAUGGCCAAACGAUCAAGCACCAAUCGAUCGACAUCAAACAGAUCAUUCACAAUCCCGAUUUCAACAGACCUCGCUAUAGCAACAAUCUGGCGUUGAUUGAACUAGCGUACGAUGCGGACAUUAGAAAUCCUAACAUUAAGCUAAUCUGUCUGCCGAGCCGUGUCGAGUAUGUGCAGACCAAUCUACCGCUAACCGGAUGGAAACGGAACAGACUGGUCUACCCGACGCUUUCGCGCAACAUGAUGAACUGGACCUCGACUGAUGAGUGCAGAUCGCAGUACAAGGAGAAGGGUGUCGAGCUGCCGGAAUCAUCGGAUAUUGUGUACGGUACGUUCCGUGAUCAACCCGAGAAACACUGUGACAACUAUCGUGCUGGCUCCGCUCUGCAGUACAUUAAACACUCGGACGGAAAGCGCCGCUAUUUCUUGGCCGGUUUGAUGACGUUCAAUUUUCCGGCAUGCCACUCGAAGAGUUGCCAAAUGUUUGCCACCACUCUGAGCAGUGGUUCGUGGAUACAGGAAACGGUGAAUAAGACGGUGCCGUUUAGUGGAUAGAGUCGCAGAAGGUGAUGCUUGGCGGUACUUAUGUAUCAAAGGGGAACGACUUCGACUUAACGAAACUAGUUGCGAGAACAGUUGGACAGAUGAUCGUUACUGAUCGGUUGCAGUUACAGUAGCAAGAAGAGAAAGACGCUCGGAUUAGAGUCACUGACUGAUCGUUAUAGACAAAGCCACUACAUAAAACAAUAUCAUAUAAUAGAAAUCCCGACUGCACUGCGACGAUAUGUUUCACAUUACUCACACGGGAAAAGGAUUCACUGGUAAAGAAGAUGUUAAUAAAUAACGAAUUUCU
Anopheles darlingi is the source of this 2223-nucleotide messenger RNA. Its product is annotated as transmembrane protease serine 9. Gene Ontology annotation, molecular function: serine-type endopeptidase activity. The transcript has 4 exons. Gene Ontology annotation, biological process: proteolysis. NCBI's taxonomy places the organism in Eukaryota, Metazoa, Arthropoda, Insecta, Diptera, Culicidae. The coding region runs from base 162 to 1925 and encodes 587 amino acids. The record is from RefSeq and is a predicted model, not a curated record.